UAUUUGAUUCUCGAAAUCAGAUGCAUCCCUAAGGGAGAGGGAGGGUUCAUGAAAAUAUUGGUUUGGUGUUUUCUUUUGUCGUGUUUCAUAAUAAUUAAUAAGAUUUUCAUACGCAAAUCAAUUAAAUGCAAUGUCUUUUAAUAUAAAAGAUGUAACCCUCAAAGAGGAUAGACCUAAAACAUUAUUGUUACAAAAGCACUCUGAUUAUUUAGCAACCUAUGGACAAAAUAAAGAUGAUUAUGAAUUUUGCAUGACUGAAUAUCUACGAAUGUCUGGAAUUUAUUGGAGCCUCACUGCAAUGGAGUUAAUGGGCCAGUCUUCCAGGUACGAUAAGAUGAAACAUGCAGAAAUGAAAGUUUUUUCCUUAUAAAUUUCUCCAAAAUUCAUUAAAAACAACUUUCCUGUUUUUCAGAAUGCCUAAAGGAGAGAUAAUAGAAUUUAUUACAUCAUGUCAAGACAGUGAAAGUGGUGGAAUAUCAGCUAGCAUUGGACACGAUCCUCACAUACUUUACACACUGAGCGCAGUUCAGGUGCUUGCUAUGUAUGACAGAUUGGAUGCCAUUGAUGUUGACGGUGUUGUUAGAUACAUAGUAUCUUUGCAACAAGAAGAUGGAAGCUUUGAUGGUGACAAAUGGGGUGAAGUAGAUACCAGGUUUUCGUUCUGUGCAGUAAUGAUCCUCUCAUUAUUACAUAGGCUGGACGCUAUCAAUAUAAACAAGACUGUUGACUUUGUAUUGAGUUGUAUGAACUUUGACUGUGGAUUCGGAUCUAAACCAGGCUCAGAGAGUCAUGCUGGACUCAUCUAUUGCUGUGUAGGCACAUUGUCAAUCUGCAAGCGUAUGGAUGCAUUAAGAGCCGAUGAGCUUGCUUGGUGGUUGUGUGAAAGACAGUUACCUAGUGGAGGGCUCAAUGGCCGCCCGGAAAAACUACCCGACUUAUGCUACUCAUGGUGGGUGAUGUCAUCACUGUCGAUGUUGAAUAGAAUACACUGGGUGGACAAGAAAAGUCUCGAGCAAUUUAUCUUGGCCUGCCAAGACUCUGAGACGGGCGGCUUCAGUGACCGACCAGGCGACAUUCCCGACCCAUUCCACACCGUAUUUGGUUUAGCAGGCUUGUCAUUAUUAGGAGACACUAGCAUCAAACUUGUGAACCCAACAUAUUGUAUGCCUCAAGAAACCAUAGACAGAUUAAAACUCGAACCGCAAGUGCUGCAUAUUUAAUAAGAGUGUGUCUAUAUUGUGAAAUGUAAAUGUUAUUGUAAAGUUGAUUAUAUUAAUAUACUUAUUUAAACAGAUA
Diatraea saccharalis (sugarcane borer) is the source of this 1296-nucleotide messenger RNA. The record is from the annotation of a GenBank genome assembly. Lineage: Eukaryota; Metazoa; Arthropoda; Insecta; Lepidoptera; Crambidae.